This is a messenger RNA of Hippocampus zosterae (dwarf seahorse), 4308 nucleotides long. RefSeq names its product ring finger protein 165a (gene ark2ca). Bases 379 to 1425 code for a protein of 348 amino acids. NCBI's taxonomy places the organism in Eukaryota, Metazoa, Chordata, Actinopteri, Syngnathiformes, Syngnathidae. Gene Ontology annotation, molecular function: ubiquitin protein ligase activity; zinc ion binding. The record is from RefSeq and is a predicted model, not a curated record. The transcript has 8 exons.
UUUGUGAUGAAAUUCGUAUAUUAUUCUGAGGGCCAACGACUGCUUUUCCCAUGCAAAUAUUAACAGUAAUCAUCUUUCCACUGUGUUAGCGUAAAUUUGAGUUACAUUGCCAGUGUAGGAACGGAACUCCGUCGUUAACCGAGUACUACGCGGAGAGUCCAUAUUAGCAGCCGUUUGAAAAAGCCCAAAGAGGGGCGGUGUAGUGGUUCGGGGCUUGCUCCUCUGCUGGGUCCGGUGAUUGGUUGACGUGUUUUCUUUUUCGGGGUGGGGGUCUGCGUACGUUCGCGUGAACCUCGCGUUCAGGCAGAGGGGGGCGACUGGAGCGGAUCACUUCUAUGGACCAUCUGUCUGCCUCGGCUCAACAAAGGAGGACGCAGGAUGGUGUUGGUCCAUGUCGGAUAUCUGGUUCUCCCCGUCUUCGGCUCGGUUAGAAAUAGAGGUGCACACUUCACCAGGCACCAACACAGCCAUGCUACCUCCUGCCGACAUUUUCACCUGGGCGCCCCGCAGGCGCCCAUCUCAGCCGAGUUCCCUUUAGGACACGCCGGCCAGCCCGCUCAGACGGGUUUGGCCGCCCACCUCCCCACCGCGCACCAUCCACCCCUCGCCGCCCUGCCCGCCGCCGCCGCCCCACAAUUCCAGGACAUGUCGGGGCCUCCGUUCCUACCUCAGGCCUUACACCAGCAAUACCUCAUCCAACAGCAGCUUCUCGAGGCGCAGCACCGCCGGAUCAUCCCACACUCCAGAAGGACCCAGGAACGAGUUCCCCUCAACCCCCACCGGCUGCGCUCAGCUUACGAGUACUCCCCAACCCUCCACGCCCCGCCGCCGGUGACACAGCAGCCCAGGUACCUCGCCGAAGGCACCGACUGGGAUCUCAGCGUCGACGCCGGUCUCCCUCACCACCAGUACCACCUCCAGCAGCUGCCGCAACACUACCAACACUACCUGGCCUCCCCCCGAAUGCACCACUUCCCCAGGAACACGUCCUCCGCACAAGUGGUUGUGCAUGAAAUCAGAAACUACCCAUACCCCCAGCUGCACCUGUUGGCACUGCAAAGUCUGAACCCCUCCAGGCAUGCUACUGCGGUCCGGGAGAGCUAUGAGGAGCUUCUUCAGUUGGAGGACCGUCUGGGCAGCGUAAACAGAGGUGCGGUGCAGACCACCAUCGAGCGAUUUACCUUCCCACACAAAUACAAAAAGAGGAAGCCCUUGCAGCUGAGGCUCGGGGAGGAAGAGGAGGAGACGGAUGUGGAUGAGAAGUGCACCAUCUGCUUGUCCAUGUUGGAGGACGGCGAAGACGUCAGGAGGUUACCCUGCAUGCACCUCUUCCACCAAGGCUGCGUGGACCAAUGGCUGGCGACCAGCAGGAAGUGUCCAAUCUGUCGAGUUGACAUCGAGACGCAGCUGCACCCCGACAGCUGAUGAGAUUUUCCACCCCCACACUGUUUCCUACCAAGCUCCUGCUUUCUUCCACCCCCUACCCCCUCCCUCAUGGGUGCUUUUGCGAAAUGUCUCCUGACUUUUGACGUGACAUAUUUUUUUUUCCCCUUCUGGACUCUCGCUUUACUGAGCCAAGCCAGGGAGUAGAAGUGCAGGAGAACUCAAUUUCUCGCUCUUCUUGCCCCCUCCCCAUCUUUUUUCUCUCUUUCUAUAACACAAGCACAUCCGCACACACUAACAAGUCGUGUACACAGGGUUUCAUUGUAGCUUGCUGGUUUUACGUGCUGGUGGUGGUGGUGUGGUGCAGGGGUUCUCAAACUUUUUGGGUCCAGGGAUCCUUGACAGUGAUUUUUUUUUCUUGUUACAACAUCAAUUCAACAUAAUUAACAUUUGUAGCCCUAAAUGUCAUAGGAAUUAAAAAGUUACCGAUUUUUGAGGGUGGGAAAAGGUCAGAAUUAAUGUUAUCUCACAGGGGUAGGGGGGAAUGUUAUCUUAUCUGAAUUAGGUUGUAUUUUUUUUUUAUUUAAAAAAAGUAGUAAUCAUUUCAAGAAAGUAUAUGUAUUUUGUUGAAUAGAUUAAAAACUCAUAAGUCGUAAGAUCAAGUCAAAAUAUAUUGAAGUCCCUGUAAAGUGAAAAGAAAUGUCUUCUAAAUUUGACACUCAAUAGAAAAGACUGUUAUCAACCCUGCCAAAUUUAAUAAUGGAGAAAAUAAUCACCGACCAUGUCAAAUGAGGUCUCAAAAUCAUACCUCGCUCUCUAAACGCUUUGUUUGUGUUUUCUGAAUGCGUCCUUACAUUUCUCGGGCUCUGAAAAUGUAUCCGAUUAAAGCCUGCGGUGGCUGGAAUAUAUCCCACCGUGUCGUCAUGAGGCUUUCCAUUCCGUGAUAAUAGGUGCUAGCUAGCAGCUAGCUUGCGAGCUAACAGGCUUCCGGCUCUACUCGUGGCCAGCAAACGGGUGAGGGGUUGCCCACGGCCUCACCUACUCGCUCUAGAAUUUAAAUCACGACACAAACUAGUGUUCUGUACAUCGUUGCCUCCAGGGAAAAAAUAUUUUCAAGUGUAGGCAUAGUUAGCCAGCUAACUAUGCUGUCGGAAAUUCACUUUACAGGUUCUUUAGUCAAAGUUUAACUGACAAGGGAAGAAAGUCAUACAGUUUUUAACAUUUUUUUUUUUUAGAAAAAGAUACAACUUUAUCAUCAUAGUAUUAUGCCUUUUCUGAUCAGAAAUUACUCAAAAAACUAAGCCUUUUGAAAAAAAAAUUAUUCUAGGAAUAAUACCGUAAAAUAAUGAAUAAUAAUUAUUGGUCACAUUUUUGUGAUGCUGCAUCACGAGCAUAUCAGUGCUUUUAAUUGGCCCAAGAAGGUAGGGGAGAGCAGGUGUUGUUUUAUUUACACUCCAGUAUACGACAUAAUCAUUUAUUCAAAUUAUUUACAGAUGCCCAUGCUUCACCUCAUGGACCCCAGGGGGCCCGAGGACCCCAGUUUGAGAACCAUUGGUGUAGUGUAGGCCCCUCCGGGCCGUGUAGCAUGUCCUUAAAAGCCAUGACUUAAACGUCCCAUUGCGAGCUUGCUGUCUUUCUAGAUUCUCUCAAAGUCUCUUCUUUUUUCUUCUUCCCGAAAAACAAAUAUGCCGUGUUUACCUUUUAUGAUCGUAGAGUAGCAGCAAGCAGGUGUGGCGCGCCGCUGCCUCCUUUAAUGGGAGCGCCAUAUGUGGCGUGUUUUAAAUAUAUCGUGCAGUUUUGACGUUUUGCAAUAUGCUUGUGCCGACACUUCAGGGGACUCUGAGUCAGCAAAUCGCCACAGUUCAAAUGAAGUCGUAUGUUGCAACAGGGUUGCUGAAAGAAAGGUGGAAUCUUUCCAUGGGAAAUACUGGGAAUAAUUAUUUGUUUAAUUUAGACAUAGGCCAAAUCGCCGGUUUGGUGGUUUACAAUGGCUUUAAAACAUCAUGGUUUCAAUAAUCGUAAUUACUAUACUGUAUAUAAUUUGUCAUUAUUAUUAUUUUCUGUCAUGUUUCCCAAAUCUCUCAGCUCAGUUCCCCAUGGAAAAUUUCUAGCCAACUUUCCCGCCUUUUCUUGCGACACAAGCUGCCAAACAAACUGCGCAUGCGUGCUUGCCUUGUCGCGCAUAUUAGCACAACGCUUCCGGUAAACGUGAAUUACGGGACGCUUAUGAUAACACAAAGCCAAAAAAAUGGACGCUGUCAUGCACUGUUGGAGUAUAGUAAUAGUAGUGGUAGUCGUAUACAAGGAGCUUUAGUGCUGUCCUCGUUAGCUGUUUGCUUCAGAACGAAAACUGCAUGUGUUUGUGGUGCCGGCAGCUUAAAACUACAAAGGUGGCGUCCUUUUUUUUCCUUCAAAGCGAAAGAACAAGCACAGGCUUUUUAUUGGCUUCUAAAUGAGUGAGUGAAUUUUGCGCGACAACCCGCCUCCCUUUUCCUUGUGGUUGCUUUUGCCGAUUGCUCUGCUGUAUCGCUCUAGAAUGUGACGUACGACGGAGGCAGCCUCUCUCUCGUAGUGCACAAACAACAACAUAACGAAUUUACAUUUAAACGUGACAACGCCCUUUACGCACUGUGAUCGUGGAUGAUGUGUAUCAUUUUUUUAACGUUUUUUUUUGUCUUGUGCACUGCCAGUGUCGACACUGCCUCCUCCUGUGAUGACGAAGUGUUCAGUUUACACAGGGUGUUGUCCGUUGAGAUGCCUUAAGUAUUUAACAAUCAUAAUUUAUGACUAACUGUAGAUACUAUGGCUAUUUAAUUUUUUAAAAAUAAUUUUAUUUAUUUCGACACACACACGCAUAAAAUGUAUGAUAAAAAACGAUUACCUCAUCAUCUUGCUUUGCAUGAAGCUGUAUGAGAAUACGCUAAA